Messenger RNA from Talaromyces atroroseus, 2529 nucleotides. RefSeq lists its product as hypothetical. The coding region runs from base 1 to 2529 and encodes 842 amino acids. The record is from RefSeq and is a predicted model, not a curated record. Gene Ontology annotation, cellular component: mitochondrial matrix. Gene Ontology annotation, molecular function: L-glutamate gamma-semialdehyde dehydrogenase (NAD+) activity. Lineage: Eukaryota; Fungi; Ascomycota; Eurotiomycetes; Eurotiales; Trichocomaceae. The transcript has 7 exons.
AUGAGUCUUACAAACAAUGCGGAGCAUCGAGGGGAGAUAUUGGGUUUGCAAAAGAGCCAACAGCGCGGGAAAGAGGAUAAAGUGAGCGUUCUUGUCGCGAAUCUGGAGCAGAUCGAAACGGAUUUUGCUGCUCGAGCGCUACUGGAUCGGGUUGAUCCAAAUUAUGUUGUUUGGUUGGCGGGCACUGGAUGCAGAGGCAGGCGAACCAUCGAUAGCGAAAAACUCAAACGCUCCGUCAAGCAGAUGAUAGUAGCCUCGAUUUCUUUGCCCAAGGUCUCCAAAUUUCUAAUGGCCUCCUACCUAAGUAACCGGCGCAAGAAACGGGACGCACCAAUAACCGAUGAGCAGUGGGAUAGCAUAGCGAAUGCGAACGAGAACGAGAUCCCGAUCUACACAUACGAUCUGGAGGCGGAGGAGUUUCUCAACUCGAUGGCCGCAUGGCGUAGGCGGCAAACCCACCUGCCACGCGGGUUUCAGUCUCUACAGGUGACGACAAGCAGCUUGUCAGACGCGCAGGGAACGGGGUCCAUGGCACUGCAUUCAGAAACAGUGGAUAUGGAGGGAGUGAAGGAAGAGGUGUCGAGACAGGACGUCGCGGAGGUGAUUACUAACCGUUCCGGGCGGCUCCCCCACCGGGCCGGUGCAGGGCGAGCUGCGUCACCGGAACGAAUUGCGCUGAGCUUCCCGGUCAAACUGCCGCCACUGCUUAUACACACAUACAUACAUAGUCACGGCGAUGGGUUGAAUCAACGAAGCAUCCUUUAUUCUUUCACCACCUGCCUUUUGCAUCUCUACACCAUGCGUCUUGCCACGACUUCGUCAAUGCGGCCGGCGCGCCUUCUCAGCCUGAGGCCGUCUGGCGUGCGGGGCAUUGGGAGCUAUGCCAACUUCAAAAUCCCAGCCAUCAACAACGAACCCAACUGGUCUCAACAGAAACACUACGCCCCUGGUUCUCCGGAACGCAAAGGGCUGGAAGCAGCUCUCGCCGAAGUGAAGGAGUCUAGAGUGAGAAAUAUUCCGUUAUUGAUUGGGGGACAAGAGAUUACAACAACUAAGCUUGUAGAGCAACUCAACCCCGCGUCACACAAGCCAGUGGCCUACUACUCCAAUGCGUCGAAGGCCAACGUCGAAGCUGCCAUUGAGGCUGCGCUCGCCGCACGCGGUGACUGGGCUGCCACGCCAUGGGCAGACCGCGCUAGCAUCUUUCUCAAGGCCGCCGACCUUAUUGCUACCAAGUAUCGCUAUGAGGUCAUGGCGCUGACGAUGGCCGGUCAAGGCAAGAAUGCUUGGCAGGCCGAGAUAGACUCGGCUGCUGAACUUUGCGAUUUCUUCAGGUUCGGUGUAAAAUAUGCCGAGGAGGUAUACUCACAGCAGCCGGCCCAUAACGCAUCUGGCGUUUGGAACCGUCUUGAGUACCGUCCCCUCGAAGGUUUUGUCUACGCUAUUAGCCCGUUCAAUUUCACGGCCAUCGGAGGAAACCUUGCUGGCAUACCAGCUCUGAUGGGCAAUGUUGUUGUGUGGAAGCCUUCGCCAUCUGCCAUUGCGUCGAACCACCUUGUGCACCAGAUUCUCCUGGAAGCCGGUCUUCCAAAGAACGUUAUUCAAUUUGUACCUGGCGAUGCCGAAGAAGUGACCGGUGCUGUGCUUGACCACCCCGAAUUUGCGGCCCUUCACUUCACUGGCAGCACAUCGGUUUUCCGUAUGCUCUAUGGCAAGAUUGCUAGCGGAGUUGCAGAGGGCAAGUACAAGGGCUACCCACGUAUUGUGGGAGAGACGGGAGGCAAGAAUUUCCACCUGGUGCAUGAGAGUGCAGAUGUUCGAAAUGCAGCCGUACAGACCGUUCGAGGUGCUUUCGAGUUUCAGGGUCAGAAGUGCAGUGCCACAUCCCGAGCUUACGUUGCAUCUUCCAUUGCAGACGACUUUAUCAAGCAGGCCGUUGACGAAGUGAAGAAGCUCAAAGUGGGCGAUCCAGCAGACUUUACCAACUUCUGCGGCCCUGUUAUCCACGAGGCAUCUUUUUCCAAACUCACCAAGGUGAUUGACGAGGCGAAAAACGACUCGGAGCUCGAGCUUUUGGUGGGGGGAACAUACGAUUCGUCGGAGGGCUGGUUUAUUCAACCCACCGUAUACCUGACCAAGAACGCGAACCAUCCCCUACUAUCGCGUGAACUUUUCGGACCCAUCUUGGUUGUACAUGCCUAUGACGAUACAUCAUCCUCUGCACUUGCGGAUAUCUGCACGACAAUCGAAAAGACCAGCGAGUACGGACUCACAGGAUCAGUGUUUGCGCAGGACCGCAAUGCGAUUCGCUUUGCGGAAGAUGCUCUGCGUAACGCAGCGGGCAACUUCUAUAUCAAUUGCAAGAGUACCGGUGCCGUUGUCGGACAGCAGCCGUUUGGAGGAGCGCGUGCCAGUGGUACCAAUGACAAGGCCGGUAGUGCUAACCUGCUCUCAAGAUUCGUGAGCUUGCGAUCUAUCAAGGAAGAGUUUACGCCUACGUAUCAGGUCGCAUACCCAAGUAACUCUUAG